This is a messenger RNA of Neolamprologus brichardi, 919 nucleotides long. The record is from RefSeq and is a predicted model, not a curated record. NCBI's taxonomy places the organism in Eukaryota, Metazoa, Chordata, Actinopteri, Cichliformes, Cichlidae.
AUGGAUCUGUCAGUGGAAGCCAAUAUUCCUUAUGCGGUUGCCUCACACAUCAGCGACACGGACCUGCAGUUCAGACCCUCUGAGGGGCAGCCAAUCAGAACAAAAGCAUAUGGGAACACAGAUGCAGUGGGAGGAGAGGCGCGGCAGGAUGAAUCUCAGGCAGACGCAGGGGUGGAGGCUGAAGAUGGAAAACAGAAAGCCGAAGAGGCAGACGGUGACUGGGAGCUUCCAUACAGCGACGAGGAAAUGGAGGACCCCAAAAACUGGAUGCCUCCUCCCGCAGAGAUCAAAAGACUCUAUGAGCUCCUUGCUAAAGGAGAUAUGCUGGAAUUGAACUUUGUGCCCCUUCCUAGAAGGCCCCCCACACCUGAACAGACCUCCUCGCCCGAAAGAGACGAAGAGGAGGAGGCAGCCAAGGAACGGGAGAGGCAGGAGAGGGAACGCAAGCCUCCAACUCCAACUGAGUUUGACUUUGAUGAGGAGCAAAUGCAAACCACUCCAAAAAAUGCCUUCCUAAGCCGGCGCAGGACUCCAGGAUCUUCUGCCCGCUCCUCUGUUAAAAGGGAAGCUCGGCUGGACAAAGUAUUGUCAGACAUGAAGCGCCACCGCAAGAUUGAGGAGCACAUCAUGCGCACAGGAAGAGAUCUCUUCAAGAGUGACAAGAAGCUGGAGGAAGCCCUUUCUCCAAACAGCCAGAGGGAGCGGGAGAAGGAGAGGGAACGGGACAGCAACCCCAACACCAUCUUCUCACCACGACAGAGGAGAUACUGAUGGUUUCUUUUGAGACAAGGACUUGCCCAAAGGCAUUUAAAGCCAAGCAUUUCCCUGAGGCUUUCUAAAAAACUUGAAUUUUUUUUAAUGUAACAAGUUUUGUAUGUUUUAUGUGUUUUGUAUGAUGGCAAUAAAAAUUUUAACCCUG